Molecule: messenger RNA, 5546 nt
Organism: Pipra filicauda (Wire-tailed manakin)
Lineage: Eukaryota; Metazoa; Chordata; Aves; Passeriformes; Pipridae
Gene: DDIAS
Product: DNA damage induced apoptosis suppressor
Exons: 4
Coding region: 839-3700 (953 amino acids)
Biological process (GO): negative regulation of intrinsic apoptotic signaling pathway in response to DNA damage
Cellular component (GO): nucleus; cytoplasm
Source: RefSeq, a predicted model, not a curated record
CCUGCUUCAUCUAUCCUGCCUGUCAAAACUGCUUAUCUAGGCUGAUACUGGAUUCUAGGAGUAGCAGCUUGGAGAUCAUUGUGGACCGAGGAUUCUAUUGCAUUUAGUGCCAUGCAAUAUCAAAGGACAGUUUAGCAGAAUAAAUGAUGUGUGUUAAUGGCUUCCAAGUGCAUCCCCUACAGUCUGUCCAGUCCCUCUAUGCUGUUCUUAAGUUGGAAAGCAUUGACUGAAAGCCCCUCUAAAUGAAAUUCUGAUUUGAUUUUUUUUCAUCUCGUUCUAUAUGUGCAACCCACCAGGUAGUCCUGUAUGACUCUUCCGCUGACUGUGUGUCCAGAAAUGUGUGAGCUUUCCUUUCUAAUUGCAGUGUUGGGUGAAGAACAGUAAAUCAUUGAAUGUCAGCACUGAGUGGAAGGAGCUGACUUUGUAAAGCAGGGAUAUCUCUUGUUUCAAAUGCUGAAGUACAAGGUAACAGUGCUGGGUCCUGAUGAUUUUUUUUUAAACCUAGAUAUUUAUACUAAUGCUGCAGGAUGAAAAAUCCCAACCCAGAAUGAAACUUGAAAAAUCAGAGUGCAGGGAAUUGAAAAUUACACUCCAACAGUCACUCAAAGCCCACCGACUCUCCAAUUUCACAAGAGGGUAGCAUUUAAUACAUUAGUAAAAGAAACCAGAGGCAUUCUGUCAUGAUACGGACACCUUGCUCUGAGCCUUUGGUAAGAUUAAUGCCUCAAGAAGUACAGAAGAAGAAAAAACAUCUUACAGCUUUUGAUGGAAUAUUUGAUACAUUAUAGUAGUACUACAGCAGGUAACUUCUUACCUCAGCAGUAAUUAACAGAAGUUCAUGUAUUCAAUCUUUUUUAUCCUUUUACUGUCUUUUGUCAGGUUUAAUUGUCUAAAAUGUGGCUGCACAGGUGAAGCUAAAGAUGCAAGCUACAGAUAUAGAUUGUCCCUAAAGAUUGCUGACACUAGUGAUUUGUUUGACAUCACUGUUUUUGGAGGUUGCUUAGAUCCAUUCUUUGGGGUCACCGCAGAAAAUCUGCAGAGGUAUAUUCAAGACUUCAGUCAGCUGUCGGGAGAAACAAAUGCAGAGGCACCUACAGGAUUAUUAGUUCAAGCAGUGGAAACCUGUUUCAUUGGAAAAAGAUUUAUAUUUGGAUUGAAGGGUUGUGCAAGGGAAGAUGGAGGGUGUUCUGCUGCCAGCAGCAUCUUGCAAAACUGUUCCAGAACUAAUAGAAGUACGAAAAACCUUACAGCUUGCCAGAUCUUCCUGCCAAAUGCUGCUGUUACUGGCUUUACUGUUAUCAGCUACUUAGAUCAUCUCUUGCAGUCGGCAAAACUCAGGAGUGGUAAUAACACCUUGUAUUUACCUGAUGCAUCAUCAGCUCCAAUGGAUGAACCUCUCAGUGAGCUCAGCAGCUUGUCUAGCCUGAACAGAAACUCCUGUUUUGUUCAGUCUUGUGGCAGAGAAAGUUUUUUAGGGUCCUGGCAACAAUCCUUCAGCCUUACUUCAUCUGUUGCUUGGGUAACAGCGGAAGACUUUCCCACUCUGGAAGUGGGAAAGCUGGUGAGUGAACAGCAUGAAGAAGAGGCGAGGACCGUCUCUGCAGAAUUGUGCAGUGUAAGCCUCAGCAAUCAAACUCCUUGGGAUUCACAGUUUUGCAGCUCUUCCGUGAAGGAAGGAGAUAAAGAGAAGGAUAAUGAAUUAAGUUCUCAGCUUAGUUGGAUUGACAGUAUCUCUGUAACUGGUAAAUUGGAGAGAGUACCCUCUCCAAGGAGUGAAUGUUCACAAGGAAACUGUUCCAGGUUGUUACAACAUCCCUUGGAAUCUGAGGUGAAACACAUUUGCCUGAAGACUAAUAGUAGAAAUUAUUGUUACCCAGAAAAAUUCCACAACUCCUUUGUUUACAAGAAAGGUGCCUUGGCUCCUAAUCACGUAACUGUAGCUGGAGUGUCUCAGGUGGACUCUAUGCUUUGGGAAGAGCUCCCGUUCUCAGAAAGCCUAAAUGAUUUGUUAGCCAGAAUAGAAGACAGCAAGGAUAUUGUAACAUCACCCAGCCUUGAUGCAGGCAGAUAUGCCCUUCUUGAACAUAGAAAGUUGAGUGUAAAUCUUAACAAAUCAUGUCCCAGGCAAACCCCAGUGGCUGGUGAUUUGCCAAGGAGCAUCUCGGGGAGGUUCUUGCCACCAGCAGAAAAUGAUAGUUGGGAGAACACACUGUUGGCUUGUCUUCAGUCAAAUCCUCCAAGUGAUGAGGUGCCACAAUGUGAGUCUUCCUCUGGUGUAUUUUCUUCAACCAUUAAGGAAUGUGGAUCACCUUGCUUUAUAUCUAAUCCCCACCUACCUCUUAUGUCACUGUCCUCACCAGUUACAUCAGAGCCUUCUGUUUUUGAGAGCAGAUGUGUGCAAUCCAAAGAAGCAGAUAGUGACACUGCAGAUUCAUCUUGGUCUUUUAUUAGUCUGCAUGGAGAAACCUUCUGUUUAAAAAGGAACAAGGCAGCUACCUGUGUGCAUUCUGCACAUGAUAGUUGUUUAGCUGCUUGUGAAAAUAAAGAAAAUUAUUCUUCUACAGCAAGCCAAAAAACAGAUCUUACAUUCACAGGAGCCUGGGACUCUGAUCCAACAACUCCGCACAAUACAAGUAGGAUAUAUAAAAGAGAAUUAAAACCAUUGACAAUACUGUCAGAUAAUACCUUCAAAAGUGUUAGAAGGCGGGAAGUGCAAUGGAACAGUGUCUUCCCUGAAGGCAGCUACAAUGCUUCUGCUGAUCUCUUUGAUGCAAGUGCAAGAGAGGUAUCAAAACCUGUAGAAUUUCUAAAUAAAUCAUGUAAUUCUUUAAUACAGGAAGAUACUUUGACAGAGAAGGUCACAGCUCCUGAAUUGAUGCUUUGUCCUGGAGCUGUUCCUUGUAACAGUUCAAAACUGAGCUCAUCCCUACACAGGUCCCCUCGUGCUUUUAGUAAGCACAGUACGCCCAUAGCUUGCUCCUUUCAUGACUCAGAAUGCAGUUCAGUUAGUGCUCAAGACUUUGUUCCUUAUUCACAGUCGACUCCUGUGACAAAACCUCUGCAGAAAGUGUGGCCAGGGGGGGAAAGAAGUUCUUUUGUCACCCUCUUCACCCCUAAAAAUCCCACUAAAGUGCAUUCCAAAUGCAAGCGAUCUAGGUCUUCCUUUCAAAACACUCUGCUGCAGCAGCUUACUGGCAAGUUAGUGAAACGUGGGGGGCCAAGUAGCAGGGAAGACAAAGAAAGUAGUAGCUCUGCUUCACAGCAGUUCCUUAACAGCCAACUGCCUGCCAACUUUGAGGAGUGGAUCCCUCCCUCUUCAAACAAAAGGCAUAAUCCAACUGUGCCUUUAAAUUUAAAAAGAAUGUGCUGGGCUACUGACUUGCAAUCCACCUGUGGGCACACUGGCAGGGACCCUGUUCCUGAAAGCAGAGAGAACAGUGAAGAUUAUGAAAAUUUUGCCCAAAACGAGAGACUAAGCCCUGGGGACACAGCUAGUGUUGUAAGAACUCCUUUAUCUGCAGGUGUCACCAAUGCCUUGUUUUUGAAAGAUACAGUCCUGGAAACUUGUUCCCCUUCAGAAUGCAAGAAUCGCCUUUCAAGUGGAAAUUAUUCAGGAGGUAUAUUGGAAAGGCCGACUGGCUGGUCUCCUGAGUUGUUCUUCCAAGCACGGACCCCUUUUUCCAAUAAGCCAAAAUACUAGAAAAAAGAUAUUUCAAUGCUGUGUUCUUUUUAAUUAUUUCUGUUAAACUUCUGGGAAGGAUCCAGCAGGAUAAAAGAGCUAUUUAAGAACUAAAUUGUUUAUACACCUAUUGGCAUAUGUCUUGCUAAGAUGAGUUGUGUUUAUUUGCAGAUGUUUGUACCACAGAAAUGGGGAAAAUCAAAGCUUGCAGUUACUUUAUUUUAUUGUAAAUUAACUCGAGGAUGUGCAAUAAAAACUUUUGUAAAUAUGUGAGUAUUGAAUAGAUCUCACUUUAUCGAGUACAGGUAAAGUGGAGUGUUUUAAUGUUGCACUAUUGUCUUUUCAUCACAAGAGCAGCCCUGGAGUCCAUGUCCACUCCAGCUUAUUACCUGAUGAGACUCUCUGGAGAAAGGCCAAAUUUUCAUCGAAAAAUUUCAAAUGCCAUAUGAGCGCCUUGUCUUUGAGCCCGUUUGGAUCUGUGACAGCCUUGAACUGGGGGGAGGGCACCAUCCUGAGAGGUUGGUAGCAGGUCCCAGUUUUCCUGUAAGAUUUUUCAAGUUAAAGACUGCUAGUAGCAGAUUCCUGACAGCGUCUUUCCCUUGUUUUGAGGUCUUCCAUAUCCCUCACCCUUAAACAGCUGCAUUUAGGGUCACUGAAUAGAGAAAUCUUGGAUGUGUUGCUGCAAGUUUGUAUGUCAGGUCCUGCAGAAGGGUGUGGGAAUCUGGUAGCACAGGAUGUCGUCAGCAUGAAAAACUGACAUUUUGUUGCAAAUGAGUGUUUUUAAGGUCAUAGUGCAGCUCAAAGGGGCCAGAGAGGAUGCACCAUCACACUUGUAGAACCAGAUGCAGACCUGAAAGUACCUGCUGCGACUUUUUAUUUUUUCUUUUGAGGCAUAAAAUGAAUGUGCACCAUUCACAUUGUGACUGGUGACAGGGAGGUCUUACUUGGUUCAUUCUCAGCUGCAAGGUGGACAUUUUUGCAUUCCUGUGUUUGAGGCCUCACCUCAUUUUUAUUGCACCUACUUAAGCCCCAGAGUCAGUGUUUGUUCAGAAAAGUUUUGUGUCUCAGCAUGCAAGGAACAAAUUGUAUCAAUACUAGUAUCUGAAGCACUUUCAGGUUAUAAAGACAGCACUUCUGCCUUAGGAAACCUGAGAGGCAGACGUUGCUGUAAGUUAGAAGAGUAUUGUGGGAAUGUAUCAUUUUGUGCUCACUUUGUUCCUAUGUAUUUUACUCACUAUAUGUUGUUGAUCAUUGUUGGAUUCAAGGCUAGAAGUGUUUCAUGUGUGACUGAAAGGCUUCUCUAACUUCACAGUCCCCUAGUCUCACAGUAGGUACCUCAGUGGGGCAUCCACACAGACCACCAAAUUCGGGCAGGACCUUCCUAAGGCAGCCAACAGAAACCAUGUUUGGGAUAGAUGGAAAAAACACCUUUGGAAUUUGAGCUGUAAUCUUUGUGUGCCUUCAUAUCUCUUCUACGAAAUAGUUAUGUACCUGCUCAUUAAUUUCAGGAAACUUGGGGAAGUAUGAGGGCAUUUACUUUUGCCACCUUGUACCUUACCUACUAUUUUUAGCAUGGAUCACCAUUACAAAGCAUAUAGGUAAACCUUUUUAGAUUCUCAGUCUCUACCCUAAGUUCUGCACCUUCUAAUCGAAUGCAUUUCCCGUUGAGGGAUGGGAAGGAGAAGAGUAUUUGAAAUCAAACAAGCUGCUUCUGCAGCUGAGCAGGGUAUAAAUGAGGUACAGGCUCUCCUGCAAGGGUAUGGGUGUACUCAGACUGCAGGCUGACCAAAGAAAACAGCAAGCAGCAAGUCUGUACAGGUGAAUUCCCUUUACAAAGAAACUUUUAUAAAGAAGCUUUUUCCACUCA